AUGGCAUCCACAGACUCCGCCCUCCUAUCCCAAACCAUACUCUCUUUAACGGAAAGCAAGAUCCGUGAGCUGGAGAAGCAGCGGAAUGCCUACGAGGCCCGCAAGACAGACAUCCUCCAGAACUCCAAACGCAGCCCUGACAUCCACGAGCGAAUCCAUCUGCUCCUAUCUGCCGUCGACGAGCUCCAGCCCGAAUUGACACAAGAUCCUGCAGUCACCAACAUCCGACGCUAUCUGCAGCAAGCGCAAUAUGACUCCUCUAUCCCAAAAGAGAAAUUAGAGGGGUUUGAGAAGUGUCUCGUUGAGAAGCUGAAUAUGCGAAGUGCAAAGCUAGCUAUGGCGGAUUUAUACUCGAGAUUAUUAAUGGAGUGGGUGGACCCCCCAGUCCCAUCUGAUAAGAAAGCCAAUGCAGAUGUCAACGUCGAUAUCGAUGAGAGCUCCCCGUCUAUCGGGGAACUUGAUUUGUUGGCGGAUGAGCGACAAAAGCAGGGAUUGAAGAAGCUGUGCGAUACAUUCGAGGCCGCUGUUUUCACUCCGGUGGACACGAACGAGGGGGACAUCCAUGCGUUUUUGAACAAGCUCUUCCCAGGCGAAAAGGGCGCAAAAUCUCUGGGGGAUCUGCGCAAGGAGAUCCGCAAAGAGACUACCGAGCAGUGGGAGCAAGACGAGCCGUUCAAUGUGACAACCUUGUCAGCGUGUAUCCGGGGCUUGGCGAUGGAGGAUCUCCUUAGCGAGGAGCGGCAAGUGAUGCUCAAGUCGUUUCUGAGCAACGAGUUGGCUCUGAAUGAGAUCGCAGACGUGCUGAAUUUUCGAUAUGCCGAUUUGAAGAAUUGGGGCUGGCAUGCGGGCGAAGGCGGGAUCCCCGUGCUGCCACGGCCGCAGUGGAACGGAAGAUAUCGGAUCUGGAUGGACGAGGAUGUGCUACAGACGAUAUUUGUUCAGUAUAUUGGCGUCAAGCUGUGCAAUCGUCUCAAGAAGGUCUUGCGGUGGUUUGUGGAAACUUCUGACUUGUGGAGGUGGUCUACGAGACCGCAAAUGACCGAGCGCGAAGGGCUGCGGAGGGAGUACUACUUGGGCUCGAGACGACUAUCGGGGGGAGUAACGGGUCAGCGGAGAUCCGAGUUUAUCAAUACCUAUUUUCUGUCUCGACUGCCCGCGACGCAGGAGACAUUGAUCGAACGGGGCGGGGCCUACGACGACGACGACGACGACGACGAUGGCGACGAUGGCGACGACGACGAUAGCGACGACGACGAUGACGAGACAUCUCCCAGGGAAGACGAGAGAAACAUCAAGCAGAAGCUCUUGAGAAAGCUUGCUACCGAAACCCUUCUUCAUCGUCAACUGUACGGAGGAGCCGCCGUUGUCCAGUCAGAUUUGAAAUGGUACGGAACCUGUCUUUCACAUAGCACCAUUUUCGCCGUGAUGCGGUUCAUGGGAUUCUCAGAAGACUGGGUCAGUUUCUUCAAAAAGUACCUCGAGUCGCCUCUGAACAUGGAUCAGGCGUCAGAGAACCGAGAGCAGAAAGGACCUCGAACCCGCAGAUGUGGUGUCCCGGUGGCUCAUGCAUCUGAGAAGUUCCUCGGUGAGCUGGUCCUGUUCUUCAUGGACUUUGCCGUCAACCGUGAAACUGGCAUGCUUCUGUACCGUCAACACGAUGACCUAUGGCUCUGUGGCGAGCCAGCCCCGUGUGCUCAUGCUUGGGAGGUGAUACAGGAGUAUGCUCAAGUGACCGGCCUAACGUUCAACCACGAGAAAACGGGUUCUGUCUACCUCUCGAAUGCCAAAGAUCCCGAUAUUGCGUCUCGACUGCCGCGAGGACCAGUGAAGUUUGGGUUUCUGAAGCUGGACGGCGAGUCGGGCGACUGGGUCAUCGACCAAACCCAAGUAGACGCACAUGUGCAACAGCUGCAGAUGCAGCUGAAAAACUGCAAUAAUGUGGCUAUCUCGUGGAUUCGCACAUGGAACAGUUGCAUCGGUCGUUUCUUCAAGAGCACAUUUGGCCUGCCGGCGAACUGCUUCGGAGGACCCCACGUGGACUCAAUCCUGGCCUCGUACGAGAAGAUGAAUAAGACUCUCUUCAUGGAUACUGAUGCACCCACAGUCACCGAUCACUUACGCCAAAUGAUCCGCUCCCGCUUCGAGAUCUCGAACAUUGAUACCAUCCCCGACGCAUUCUUCUUCCUGCCCGAAAAACUCGGUGGUCUCGCGCUGCGCAACCCAUUCAUUGCCAUCCUGUUGAUCCGUGACGGCAUACAAUUCAAACCAACAAAGUUCCUGGAUGACUUCAAGAAACACGAGUUCGAGCGGUACGUGUCAGACCAGAAGGACUUCAACAAUGAGUCCGACCGAACCCUUAACUACCGCCUUCAGGAUGUAAAUGAGGCUGGCAAGCCACCCAUCAUUUCCCAGUCCGAGCAACGCACUUUCAUGUCCUUCGACGAGUGGAGCAAGUUCCGUGAGAGCACGAGCUACGAUCUCUGCCACUGCUACAAGCAGCUGCUGGGCGUUCCGCGAGAGCACAGGGUGAAGUUGACGCAGGCAACAGAGGCAGCCCUGACGCAUGCGCGGAGGGUGGUUGAUCUUGGACAUUUGGAUGAGGAGGAAAAGUGGAUCUUGCAGUUGUAUUCUGAGGAUCUGACCAGAGACUUUGGGGGGUUGAGUAUUGUAGAUAAGAAGUUUUUGCCGUUGGGGUUGUUGGCGAUGAUUCGAGAAAAGAGGGUUAAGUGGCAGAUGGUUCUUUAG
Molecule: messenger RNA, 2745 nt
Organism: Aspergillus chevalieri
Lineage: Eukaryota; Fungi; Ascomycota; Eurotiomycetes; Eurotiales; Aspergillaceae
Exons: 1
Coding region: 1-2745 (914 amino acids)
Source: RefSeq, a predicted model, not a curated record